GUUCUUAGCAUUUAAAGUUGGAAUGUCUAUAGUUUGAACAUAGAAAUUUCUUGGUCUGCAAAUUCUAUUAUUGACUUAAGAAUCGUUCCAAGUAUAUGGGGUCAUGACUACAAAGUUAUUUUAAUUUCCAAUUCCGAAAGGUGCUAGCAAAAGGUGUUUCCCAUAUUCCCUCCACAUAAGUCUGUCCGUUCCUCAAUUUACAGGUUGCAAGCCUUCUUAAAUGGAGAGAAAUUGUAACAUCGAGCCACCAAACUAUGAAAAUUAUAUAACAGUUUUGAGCAUUGAUGGUGGUGGUAUCAGAGGACUUAUUCCAGCCGCUAUCCUUGAUUUUCUUGAAUCUCAACUUCAGGAGCUGGAUGGGGAGGAAGCAAGACUUGCAGAUUACUUCGAUGUGAUUGCUGGAACGAGCACCGGUGGCCUUGUAUCAGCCAUGUUGACUGCUCCCGAUGAAAACAAUCGUCCCCUUUAUGCUGCUAAAGAUAUCAAGCCUUUCUAUUUAGAGAACUGCCCUAAAAUCUUUCCACAGACGAAUGCUUUUGGGGAAAUUGGAAGGCUUUUCAAAGCAUUGAUAGGUCCCUUGUACGAUGGAAAGCACCUGCAUAAUGUGUUGAAAGAAAAACUGAAAAAUAUUAGGUUGUCCGACACUCUUGCAAAUGUUGUUAUUCCAGCUUUCGACAUCGGGAUUUUACAGCCAGUGAUUUUCUCUUCCUAUGAGGCAAAGAGAUCCCCAUUAUUAGAUGCUAAAUUGUCUGAUAUUUGCAUUAGUACUUCAGCAGCUCCAACUUUCCUUCCUGGCCACCACUUCACGACCAAAGAUGAAAAUGGACUCAUUCGAGAGUAUAAUCUCAUUGACGGUGGUGUUGCUGCAAAUAAUCCGGCUUUGGUAGCUAUAACUCAAGUAACCAAACAGAUGUUUGACCAUAAUUCAGACGUAUUCCAAACAAAGCCAGCGGAUUAUCCUCGUCUUCUUACACUAUCAGUAGGCACAGGUGUUGCAAGGGUAGAUAAAAAAUACAACAGCAAACUUGCAGCCAAAUGGGGUAUUUUGAAUUGGCUGCUUUACGGAGGCUCUACACCUUUGGUUGAAAUAUUCACUCAAGCAAGUGCAGAUAUGGUUGAUUUUCACAAUUCUUUGAUUUUCCAAGCCCUUUGUUCUGAGGAAAAUUACCUUAGAAUUCAAGAUGAUACACUAUCUGGAAUAGAAUCUUCAGUUGAUGUUGCAACAAAGGAAAAUUUAGAUCAACUUGUCAAAAUUGGUGAGAGGCUAUUAAAGAAACCGUUUUCAAGGGUUAAUUUAGAUUCAGGACUUACCGAGCCGGUCCCUAAUGGAGGCACAAAUGAGAAUGCUCUCAAAAGGUUUGCAGAAAAAUUAUCGAAAGAAAAGAAACGACGAGAACAGCUAAAGAGUGACAGCAUAGCUCCACAGUUAAAGAUUGCUGCCAGUGUGAGAAGUCUAAAGGGGAACUCAAUCAUGACUUGUAGGAAAAAAUUUAGUUAUCCUAUGUGUUCCAUGAAAGUUGUUAGUCCCCCUAUUAAUAUAUUUUUCAAAUAGAUUAAUAAUCAUAUGUAUUUGAAAACAAUAAUUCUUCUCAAACAGGGCCACGUAGGUCCUGUUUCUCCAGCAUUACUCAUUUGAAAGAGCAAGGAAAUAAAAAAACAUUAUAAUUUAAA
Molecule: messenger RNA, 1671 nt
Organism: Olea europaea var. sylvestris
Lineage: Eukaryota; Viridiplantae; Streptophyta; Magnoliopsida; Lamiales; Oleaceae
Product: patatin-like protein 2
Exons: 7
Coding region: 221-1552 (443 amino acids)
Biological process (GO): lipid metabolic process
Molecular function (GO): monoacylglycerol lipase activity; glycerophospholipase activity
Source: RefSeq, a predicted model, not a curated record